This is a messenger RNA of Schizophyllum commune H4-8, 321 nucleotides long. RefSeq lists its product as uncharacterized. NCBI's taxonomy places the organism in Eukaryota, Fungi, Basidiomycota, Agaricomycetes, Agaricales, Schizophyllaceae. The transcript has a single exon. The record is from RefSeq and is a predicted model, not a curated record. The annotation marks the transcript as partial.
GAGCUGGAGCAAGCAGCGCAGAGGCCGGCGUACGAGCCGACUUUCAGGAAGCCGCCAGCGCUGGUGUCACACAUCAGUCCAGAGAUGGCGACAAGGUUUAGGGAGGCGUAUCAAGCGGAACCCUACUGGAGAAGGCGCUACGAGGAAGCCGACACCGUCUCGAGCGCGUGGACCCCGGGGAGGAGAUACUACAAGUCGGAGAACGGGUUGCUCUUCUUCCUGGAUGCAGACUAUCUUCCGCGAUUAUGCGUCCCAGACGCACUCAGGGACGAAGUCUUGCUCCGGGCGCAUGAAGACCCGAUGGAGACGGCGCACGCAGGA